Astrephomene gubernaculifera is the source of this 1630-nucleotide messenger RNA. Lineage: Eukaryota; Viridiplantae; Chlorophyta; Chlorophyceae; Chlamydomonadales; Astrephomenaceae. The record is from the annotation of a GenBank genome assembly.
GUCUCAAGACACCAAAGCUUUGUUUAUGUAGUUCAUAGCGUCAACCGGUGGCCGUGAAAGGAAAAGUGCAAGUGUACUGCGGCCCUACCUAGGGAAUGGCUUAAUGAGUGCGCAGGGGCUUUAUAUGCUUCUAUAGCUUACGUCCAAUACUUCCCUCUAUAUAUAGUGUACAAAGAUGCAGAUACAACGCGUGCAACUUACGCGGCGCCUCACACAUCGCCAGGUCUCACGGACGCUACGCAUAAAUACUGUGAGGGCCUCAGCGAAUGGCAGAGAGGCUGCUCCGACCGUGCGCGUGAAGUUUAGCGUGCAUUAUCGUGCCCACCGGCACCAAAUUUUGUGCAUUGGCGGGUCCCAGUUGCCCCUCGGAUGGUCCUUCCUAUCCAUCGCCAAAAUGCCCAUGGCAUGGAACCCCGAUGACAAGUGGACUUGCGAGGUUGAGUUUGCGGCAGGGCAACGUAUUGAAUACAAGUAUGUCGUCUUAGAAGAGCAGGAAUGGACCAACUUGGCCGAUAAGUACGCCCAAGGCUAUGUGGAGGUCCCAUAUAGGACUGCUGCUGAUCCUGGAAGACCACCUGACCCCCGCGAAAUUGUGGCCAUGGCAAUUGUGGCUUGGCAGCCUGGGCCAAACCGCGUUCUCCAAGUCCCAUCUGAGGAUGAAAUAAAGAGGCUUAACAGUACGUCAGGGCCCGUGCAGCGCGAGCGAACCUACAAUACUGCGGAGUGGAUCCGUUUUGACGAGUCGGCGAAACCCUUGCUAAUACGUGACGACGUGUGGGGAUGGCCUUGAGGAUCCUCAAGGCGCCUAGCGUGAACCUCUUUCCCCUCACGCGAUCGGGUCCGGUCGUACAUGAUCGGAUACAGACCAGUGAGCAGCAGCCUGGAACGCCUGAUGCGCCCACGCUCAGGGAAUGUGGGAGCUAUGAGGGAAUGUGAACCCGCAUGCUUAGCGCCAGGAGUGGUACACCGCGCCUUGCAUCAUGCUCCCUCCAGCCUCUCUCCCAAGGACCGCCGGAACCGCUUAUGUACGCUACUGACGGCGCAGUGCCACGGGGCUGUGCAUGGCGCAUCAGGGAGGCGAAGAAUUGCGGACGUGAUGGCCGACGAACCCAAAAAGGGAACCGUGGCGUUGCGUCUGCAGGACUCUCUUGCCGUCGUGCUGGCGUUCCUGAACUCGCCUCGAGUAUGAGGAGGACGCGGCGGAGCAGUGUAGGCUCAUAUCGGGUCCCAUGGGUGUCUUGACAACCGUAGUGUGGCAAAGGUUUGCCGCAUCGCGACCCUGUAACGCUCGGGAGAUCUGGAUAUUCGCCAUCAUACAACAACAUUUUAUAUCACUGCUACAUGCCGCAGCCCUCAAUUGGACCCAGGCCAUACCGCAUUCCUAGGCACAUUUUCACGUGGAUUGACAGUGCGGCUGCAAAUUAUGUUUCUCAUUGCCAUCAGAUGUUAUAUGUUCGAUUCUUACAUCCGUACACAGCGCAGCUGGUCGUGCACUUAUGUAGCCAAGCAACAUAGCCAACUACCACAGCGUGUUAAGCCUCAGCUGUAGCAUGUUACGGAACGGAGUUUCCGCAAACACAUAUCGUACAUACAUCUUGACACACCCAAAGCGCCGCGUAUAUACACAUCU